UAUACUUGUUGCGCUUUUGAUUUGACUGUGGAGAUUUCAAACGCUAGCAAUGGGAGACGAACGCCCCUCGGAUGCGCUCCAACCGGCGGCGAAAAAGCGGCCUGGACAAGGCGGAAGGGACAGGGACGAUCCCGACGACGAUGAUCAGCCGAGCGUUGACCCUGGUACAUGGACGGCCGAUACCACGGCUACACGAGAGCGGCGGAAGGUGCACGUGCGUCGUGGUGCAGGUGGAGGCGGAGCUGGGGCUGCCCCUGCCGGGGCGCAGCCUUCAGGCGCCGCGAACCCCUUCGCUGGGAUAGCGCUUUCCUUUGCCGCGCCACCAGCCACGGCAGCAGCACCGGCGGCCGCAAAGGACGCUGAGGCCAAGCCACAGGGCGAGGGCGAAAAGGAAGUCGAGGGGGCCAAGGCUGCACCUGAGGCUGUCCAGGGUGAGAAGGCCGCUGCGCCUGAGGGCGAGAAGGCGGCUAUUCCGGAGGCCAAGGAAGCAGCUGCUGAGAAAGAAACGGCUGCGCAGCCACAGGCGGCUGCACCUGCAGCAGCAGAUGAAAUGAAGGAGCCGGAGUCAAGGGAGGGAGCGUCGACAUCCCCGGGCGGCACCGCCACCACGCCCGCCACCAGCAUCUUCGGCGGCAGCGCCGGCACCACCUCCGGCUUUGCCUCCUUGGCAGCGGGCGGCUCCACCCCCGGUGGCUUCAACUUUGGCGGCUUCGGCGGCAGCAGCACCGGCGGCGCCGCUGGAGGCAUCUUUGGCGCCACCGGCGGCGGCAACAUCUUCGGCGCCGGCAGCAGUACUGGCGGCGGCCUGUUUGGCACCGGCACGAGUGGCGCGGGCGCGUUUGGCGGAGGCUUUACCUUCCCUAAGCUCGAGCCGGGCGCAGGCGGGCUGGGCAAGCCGCUGUUUGGGGCCUCCUCUGGUGGUGCGGAGGAGGGCGGCGAGGGCGGCGCCGAGGAGAAGCCCGAGGCGUUCCAGCCCUCGGAGGACCCUUCCAUCAAGCCCGUGGUGCAGCUGGCGGUGGUGGAGAAGGUGACGGGCGAGGAGAACGAGCAAACCAUCUAUGCUGAGAACGGCAAGUUGUACGAGUACGACAGUGCUGCGUCCAAGUGGCGGGAGCGCGGCAGCGGGGAGCUGCGGGUCAACGUGUCCGCGGAUGGCGCCACCAGCCGCCUGCUCAUGCGCCAGGCUGCGAACCUUCGUCUGCUGCUGAAUGCGCGCGUCAUGAGCAACAUGGCGGUGCAGCGCAUGCAAGGCGCCAGCGGCGUCACCUUUGGCUGCGUCAACACCGCGGCCCCGGCUGACGCCAACCAGCAGCCGCAGCAGUCAGCCGCGGAGGCCAAGGAGGGCGAGGCGGAGGAUAAGGAGGGCGCCGCGGGCAAGGCUGCGGGCGGGCUGGUGCGCACUUGGGCGUUCCGCACCAAGGGCGAGGAGAAGGUGUUGGCGCUGCUGGCAGCACUGGAGAAGGCCAAGCAGAACCACAGCAACAACCCGCAGGAGGAGAAGAAGGAUGCUGCGGCCGAGGUUUAAGGCUCCGUAUGCCGCAUGGGUGCACAGCCAUACGUGUCCCUAACCGCAAGCCCCUCGCCCAGCCUGGGCUUAAGACGUUGGGAGACAUUACGAGCGGGAGUGGUUAUUUGGCGCCAGCACUCGGCGGUUGCGCUGUUUUCGUCGCCUCGCCGACGCUAUGUAGCCCUGGGCUCACAGUAGCAUGUGUCGGUUGUGGCAGGGUUUGGUUGCAGUGUUGUAGCUGAGAGCAGGGAGCUUGAUCGAGAAAGGAUUAGUUGGGUCGGCUAACGCGUUGGCAGGAGCAGCAUAGCUAGCGUUUCAGGGUAGGACGGGUAGCAAAGCAGCAUAUGCAUUGGAAAGGUAACCACUUGGCCGGCUGAUCAAUUUGCAGGGCCAUUGCAGCGCAGCCGCUUGCCAGGACUCAAGAGAAGCAGGGUAAUCUUGGUGACGUGGAUGUAUGUUGUCGGAGUUAGAUCGAUGGCUUCCCCUCAUCCUGGAAUUCCCGACGUAGAGUGAGAUACGGGCCAAGUUGCGCACCCCUGGCUUCUUGCACGUAGCCUGAGGAAAAAGAGGAUAAUUGAACCCAAGCCUCGCACCAUAUCGUGCAUGCAAGCAUAGGCAUAUUGUGUACAAGACAAACCUUUGGUUUGCGUCGGGUGCCUUCUUUACAUGACGAGCGCAGACGCAGGCGUCACCAUCAACCACGGUCAAAGUUAAUUGUGCAUCUCAGUUGACGUAACCCCUGUGUAACCCACUUGGCUAAA
Astrephomene gubernaculifera is the source of this 2268-nucleotide messenger RNA. NCBI's taxonomy places the organism in Eukaryota, Viridiplantae, Chlorophyta, Chlorophyceae, Chlamydomonadales, Astrephomenaceae. The record is from the annotation of a GenBank genome assembly.